Messenger RNA from Mucor mucedo, 4265 nucleotides. Its product is annotated as CPSF A subunit region-domain-containing protein. The transcript is spliced from 9 exons. The coding region runs from base 56 to 4225 and encodes 1389 amino acids. Gene Ontology annotation, molecular function: nucleic acid binding; protein binding. NCBI's taxonomy places the organism in Eukaryota, Fungi, Mucoromycota, Mucoromycetes, Mucorales, Mucoraceae. The record is from RefSeq and is a predicted model, not a curated record. Gene Ontology annotation, cellular component: mRNA cleavage and polyadenylation specificity factor complex; nucleus.
CUUCUUUUUUUUUUUUCUGAAAAGGGACACAAAAAACCAUACGCGUUUUAGGAUAAUGUCGGCAUAUGCAGUAUAUCAAGAGUUGUUCCCACCUCAAACUGUAGAACAGGUAGAGACAAGUCACUUCACCUCACCGGACGCGAUUAAUCUUGUGGUUGCCAAAGCUUCCCUUUUACAGAUCUAUGAGUUUGUGGAAUAUAUACCUAACACUGUCGAAGAAGACGAUGAAGACGACGUAUUAGAUGACAAUGAAUUAGUCAAUGAACGUUUGAACGAAAACGAAGACAUGACACUUACGUUUCCCAAAAUGAAGCCAUUAACGAAGAACUUUACAGAUAAGACUUCGGGAAGAUUGGAAUUAGUAGCUCAGUAUAAAUUGAAUGGCACCAUUGCAACCAUGGGUGUAGUAAAGACAACAUCCCCUCGUGGAAAGGAAGGUUGUGACAGUUUGCUUUUAGGAUUCAGCGAUGCCAAGAUGUCAUUAUUAGAAUGGUCACCUGCAACAAACUCGAUUGUCACUGUAUCUAUUCACUACUACGAACGAGACGAAUUUAAAAAAGAAUUCCUCACCAACCCAUAUCCAUCCAACAUUCAUAUUGAUCCACAACAAAGAUGUGCGGUUUUAAACUUUUACGAUAAUAAAUUAGCAGUUUUACCAUUCCGUCAAGCAGAUAAAUUAGAUGAGCGACAACCCGAUGCGGAAGAAGAAGACAAAUGGCCCUAUUCACCUAGUUUCCUAAUCGACUUAGAAACCAUUGAUCCACGUAUCAAAAAUGUCAUUGAUAUGGUAUUCUUAGCAGAUUACUAUGAACCUACAUUAGCCAUCUUGUUUCAAUCCGAGCAAACCUGGACUGGUCGCUUAGCAAGUACGAAAGAUACAGUGUCCGUUGUCGUAAUUUCAUUAGACUUAACCGCCAAAAUCUAUCCAAUUAUUUAUUCCAUCGACAAAUUACCCUAUGAUUGUAUCAAACUUGUCGCAAUGCCUAAACCCGUCACAGGUGUUCUUGUCAUUGCUGCCAAUUCACUUUUACAUGUCUCUCAAGGCUCACCCGGUGUCGGUGUAGCUGUGAACGGAUACACCAAGAAACUUACCGAAUUUCCAGGCAUGAUUUACGACGACAGUAAUAUCAAUCUAGGUCUCUCAUUGGAUGGAGCAAAAGCAUUAGCAUUUGGUGGAGAUCGGUGUCUGAUAUUUAUGCAAAAUGGAAACUGGGCCGUCGUACAAAUGAGAAUGGAUGGCAGUAAAAUUGUGGGCAUGAAUAUUGAAGAAAUUGUACAUAAAGUCAAUCUGAACCCCAAAUCCGCCACCGAUUUACCUCCUCUGGCCACUGUACCUUCCUGUGUCACGAAUAUAAAAAACGGUGAGUAUUUCUUCUUGGGCAGCCGUGUGGGUGAUUCCUUGUUGGUCAAAUGGAAGUAUAGUAAAGAAUUACUGGGCGGCAAAGCUCAAUUGCAACACGAUAGCAAUUUUACUUUCCGUGUCUGUGAUACUUUAUUGAAUACGGGACCUAUUGUGGAUAUGACCAUUGGUGAUGUCGAAAGCAAUCAAAAGACGGAAGACGAGGAUUUGCCUGUCUCUGGGAUACCUGACUUGGAACUCGUCAGUUGUUCAGGUCAUGGUCGAAACGGUGCACUUUGUGUCUUCCAACGUCACAUUCAUCCCCAAACUUCCUUUUCUUUCAACCAGUCCGACAGUCAAGCUAUCUUUUCCAUCAAAUGUCGUAAAGAGCUUCCCUUUAAUGAGACUGAGUCCAUCCACAAAACCACUAAGAAGACAUCCGAGGGUGACAACAGUCGAUGGGAGACCGUUGAAACAGACAGCGCCUUUGACGAAGCCUUUGAUAAGCUCCUGUUCAUCAGUAAAUCCAAAAGCACCAUGGUUUUAUCUGCUGGUGACGAAUUACAAGAACUUGUCAAGACUGGAUUUUAUACACGUGGUCCUACUAUUGCUGUAUGUACCCUGUUUGAUGCCACUCGUAUUGUGCAAGUGUAUGCAACAGGUGUCAUGAUCCUUACACCCGAAGGUAAACGUAUUCAUACUAUUCCCAUCCGUGGUGCCAAAAUCGUCGACGCUAGUAUUCGCGACCCUUAUAUUCUCUUGACUUUGGAGAACAACAAACUUUUAGCCUUGCAGGGUGAUCCGGUAACAAAAGAUAUUACACCCAUACAUUUACCUUCGUAUGUCUCGGCAGUUUCCAUGGCAAGUAUAUUUGCAGAUACCUCGGGCUUGUUUUCCUCUGUGGCCGAGAAAAAGGCUGCUUUGGUUGCCAAGGCCGCUGCGACUGCUGCUGCUGCCGCUGCUGCUGCUGCGAAUGCUUCAAAUACUGCUACUGGAUCCGCACACAAGAAACGUAAAGCGACAGACGAUACCACUGAUACCUCCUUAUUGAAGAAAACCAAUACUUCGCAAACCAUCGUAGCCGAAUUUGAUGAAGUGGAUAUGGAUCUUUAUGGGGAUCAGUUGGAUGCCGAUUUAGCAGUGCCAGUAGAGACGCCCAGUGUGAUUACGAACGAUAUGGACGAAGAUGACGAUGAUGAAAUGUUGUAUGGAGGAGGAGACGAUCCUAUGACACACAACGGUAUUGAUGGAAAAUCCAGCAUGAUUACAGAGGAAAUUGACGAGGUUAAUGUCAGUCUUCAGGGAGGAGGAUUAAACGAGAUCACACGUGUCAGUUUUUGGUCUGUGGUGUAUACAACUGAUGGUACUUUAAAGAUUUACAGUCUUCCUGAUUUCAAAGAGUACUUUGUAUGCCCUCAAUUUGAUAUUGCACCUGAUUUGAUUACCGAUCAUGAUCGAGAAGCACAACCCAAAGAAAAAAAGAUCAGUACCAUUAUGAAGGAAAUUGUUAUGACAAAUAUUGGUAAAGAAAGAAAAGACCCUCAUCUCGUGGCUCGUACGGAAACCGACGAUAUUAUUAUUUAUAAGGCAUUUAGUUUUGUGCCGUCGGAGACAUCAGAUCGGUUAGCUUUACGAUUCUCGCGAGUACACCAUGAAUACAUUUCAAGAAAAUCCGCGGCUUCUGUCACGGAGGAAACGAAAAAGAUGAAGAAGAAGGAGAUCAUUGAUGAAUUUGAAAUUCCAGGACCCGAUUUAGAAGAUGAGGCCAAGCGCAGUAAGAAAUACGAUACGCACCGAAAGAAGCUCUUGAUUCCGUUCAAUGAUGUGGCAGGGUAUGCAGGUGUCUUUGUGGCAGGUCCUCAACCCGCUUGGUUAUUAUGCUCCUGCAAAAGUUUUGUUCGUGUGCAUCCGAUGAAGACCGAAAAUGAGGUGAUUGGUUUUACUCAGUUCCAUAACGUCAAUUGUAAACAUGGUUUUAUUACCGUGGAUUCAAAGGCUGUCAUUCGUUUAUCUGGCUUACGCACAAACGGGGUCAUUUACGAUUUGGAUUGGGUGAUGCAAAAGAUUCCUUUGGGCCAAACUGUACAUAAAAUCCAAUACCAUCCCGUCAUGAAGGUCUAUGCUGUCCUGGUUUCAACUGAGGCUCCUGUGCGUCUACAGAACGAAGACGAGGUAGAAGGUGAAACUCCUGUUCAUGAGGAGCGAGAACCCGGGGAGUUUCUACCCCAGGUUGACAAGUUUUCGAUGAUCAUGGUGUCUCCCGUUACCUGGGAAACCGUAGAUGAAGUGGAGUUUGAAGAAUUCGAACAAUGUUUCUCCUUACAAUGUGCUGCCCUCGAGUCAAAACAAACAAGCACCGGUAGAAAGUACUUUAUGGUGGUAGGCACUGGUUGUCUUCGCGGUGAGGAUACAACCAUGCGUGGGUCUAUCCGUAUUUUUGAUAUCAUUGAGGUUGUGCCUGAACCUAAUAACCCUCAAACCAACCAUAAAUUCAAACACUUGCAUACAGAAGAUGUUAAGGGUGCUGUUACUGCCAUGUGUAAUAUCAGUGGUCAUUUAGCUUCCUGCAUUGGUUCAAAGGUAAUUGUGUGGAGUCUAGAGGAUGAUGAGAGUCUUGUGGGUGUCGCUUUUAUCGAUGUACAAAUUUAUGUGACGAGUAUGAGCUCCAUCAAAAACUUUAUCUUACUAGGUGACGCACAAAAGUCCAUCUGGUUUUUGGGAUUUCAGCUCGAGCCAGCCAAGCUAUCAUUAUUAGGAAAAGAUUACCAAUCUUUUGAAGUUGGUUGUGUUGAUUUCAUUAUUGAUGACAAGUCUUUAUACCUAGUUGUGGGUGACACAAGCGAAAACCUGGAUUUAUAUCAAUAUGCACCCUUUAGUAAAGUAUAACACAAAAUGAAACAUGGACAAGAUAAUCUAAUCAAUUAUU